Molecule: messenger RNA, 786 nt
Organism: Endocarpon pusillum Z07020
Lineage: Eukaryota; Fungi; Ascomycota; Eurotiomycetes; Verrucariales; Verrucariaceae
Exons: 2
Coding region: 1-786 (261 amino acids)
Source: RefSeq, a predicted model, not a curated record
AUGACCAGGCAUAAUGUGCGGCAGAAUAAAGACUCAAGUAUGACCUAUAUCCGAAGGAGGUCGAGGUCGAAGUUGCGGGCGAUCAGGAAGAGGCUACAUGACUUCCUGAUAAAUGCACGCAUGCUGCCUGCCAGACAAGAGAAAGGAGAGCUCACAUCAACUGACAGCCCGGUUGUCGUGCCGAGAAAAUCUGACAUACGUGCGGCAGAGCAGCCCCAACGCCCACACGGCCUUGGGCACCAAUGUACUGCCGUACGACGAUCAAAUACGGCACCAGCCACGUAUGGACAUGUCCUACCAAUUGCAUCGGCCCAAACGAAUGCAAGUUCCCCCCCUAAAGGAAUGGUUGAUUCUCGAAGGGCGGAUGCUCAACCAUGGGUGGUGACAAUCCAUAUACAUUUGAACCGAGAUCUACCCCAUGAGACUGAGGUCUGCCGAUGUAUGCUUGAUACCGGGUCUGACCUCAAUCUGGUCUCUCAAAGAACCUUGCGUAACCUAAAGCUGCAAUUCACAGUCCGUAAAGGACCCACACUGACAGGACUUGGUAAUGUCCCAAUCGUCCCAGUUGGCUUCAUCAUGUUGACCUGGCACGUCAAUCGCCACGAGGGAUUCACCUACUACGACCAAUUCUGGGUCAUUUCAGAUGACGUGCAACCUCUUUUCGAUGUUCUCUUAGGUAAACAUUGGAUCAAAGACAACAAGGCCCUUCUGCCCAACCCCGAAAUUUUGAUGAUGCGCUCUCUCGGUUGGAACUUUGCGUCGUCUUCAGUGCAGCAUGAUGCAUGA